Molecule: messenger RNA, 8673 nt
Organism: Anopheles funestus (African malaria mosquito)
Lineage: Eukaryota; Metazoa; Arthropoda; Insecta; Diptera; Culicidae
Gene: Drl-2
Product: tyrosine-protein kinase Dnt
Exons: 12
Coding region: 2480-4393 (637 amino acids)
Biological process (GO): cell surface receptor protein tyrosine kinase signaling pathway; positive regulation of kinase activity; multicellular organism development
Cellular component (GO): signaling receptor complex
Molecular function (GO): protein kinase activity; ATP binding
Source: RefSeq, a predicted model, not a curated record
CUCUCUCUCUCUAUAAUAAUUAAAUAACUUCACAAUUCACCGAAAAACAAAAGCAACAUAAAUAUCGCGCUUUAUUGUUACAAAAUUCUUACAUUCAUAAACGUCUCAUGAUAGGCUAUUGUAAUUGUGAAUUCUUUAACAAACAAAAUUAAAUUUCACUCCACCCUGGUCAUUUCACCCUCGCUAAACUAUGCCUUUAAGCAAACUUUUCAUUCAUUUUAUUUUCGUUGUGUUAGUAAAUGUGCAUUAUUUAUCCACUUCAAAACGCAUGCACUGGAAAAAAAAAUAACCGGCUUGUCACCCCACACUAGACAGUUCAUCUCAUUUUACACCACUGGCCAACCCAUACCAAAAACCGGCUGAAUGCUAAUGUACCGCCGGCAUUCUCCGGUGUGCGAUUUGCCAUGCCGUUUUAACACCAAACCGAGCGAAAUGCCGGAAACCUGACACGUGCUUUUUUGCCACCCUUUUGCACACGAAAUGGAAUUUGCUACCCGUGUCUUCGCCCUGCCCUUUUUCCACUCCAACCACCGAAAUGUACGAUGUAAACACGAACAACAUUCUGACUGUGAGAAGCAUUUAUUACUUCGGUAAGGAACGGAACCGGUAAAACGGUUUGCCACUUGAAAGUGGUCUAAAACGUUUGCUUUGUCCCUGAUGGAGGCGCCAGGUUGGUUACAGAAUCAACAAGUUUGCAACAAUCCUCUCUCGCUCGCGCUCGCUAUCUCUCUCACUCUCCCAAUCGCUGAUGUGUUUGGGAAUGCAACUUUCCCAUCGCAAGGGGAAAUUUCGGACGAUGGCACAUGCGCUACACUCACCGGUGAACAUAUCCUUCGUGUCCUGGUACGGUUCGUCGUCGGAGUCGGAAUGUCAUUUCGUGUCAGUUACAAACGAUACGCGGAUACGGAACGUCACGCUUCUUGUUUCGGCCUUACGUUAGAAGGUGUUGUGUUUCUUAACAGCAAAUCAGUGCCGGUAGACUGUUUGUAUAUAUGUGUGUGUGUGUAUGUGAUUUUUUUCUUAUUAGCUAUCAAUCGAAUUGUGACAAAACGAAGGUGUCGAUUGGAGAAGCAAUUGCGGUGCGGCAAACAGAUCCCCAACCACAAUAAAGAUGGUUCGGUCGGUUUAAAGUGCAUUGGAGUGUGAGUGAAAGUACCCGUACGAAGAAAAGCAAAGGAUGUUUUCCUCGUUUCCCCGAGCAACGGAAUUUCCCGGUUGGGAAAGAAAAUGAGUUUGAUGGGUUUCGACUGAUGGUGGUUCAUCGUGUUCGUAGAGAAAUUCAUUCAUCCGCAUUGAAACCUACUUGAAUUUCCAUGUGAACCAUAUUUUUAAUCAAAUUACACGCACAUAAAAUUAAUCAUACCCACACUUGUGUUGUCCGUGUACGCAUUAAUAUCUAAUUGCGAACAAACGGAGGGAAAACAAGCAGAUGAGCCGGACGACACGUCGUACGGCACUUGCAAAUGGUAAUGCAUUGUGCAAUGCAACCAUUCCCUUGCGUUCGUUUGACCCUCUCCCCGACCCACACGAUAGGAUGAGUGCGAGUGAGAAAUAAUUCAUUACGUGAAAUUCGGCUGGACGAGUCCAAACAGGAUAUCGUUCUGGGUCGCUUUUCCGCCCCCAAAGGGAGGGUGGACAAACGCUAUCUCUCUCUCCAGACAGUAUCACGAUUCGGAUUAUGUGCUCGGAUGAAAUGAUGGUAAUUAAAAUUUCAAAAUUUUAAUCCAAUCGUGAUGAAUAUUCAUCAACGCUGGCAGGAGUUGGCUGGCAAAGCCAGACCCACAGUGACAGUGGAUGCGUAACGUCUAUAGGUGUGGCAUUCCACUAUUCGGGAAGUGGUCUCCGUUGGGCUAUAAAAAGGUGCGCUCGAUGAGGGUUUAUGAAAGGCCGUAAGUGAUCCCUUGUGCCGGUAAUUAGUUGGCGCGUUUGUGACGAGUGUUGUGUUGGGUUUUCAGCAUUGAGCGUUAUAGAUCUUGUGCAAUAUAUCUUCAAAGUGUAGGUUUUCCUUCAAAUGUGUUGAAAUAAUUCAAAUUUUGUGAGAAAAAAAAUGCUUUUUUAUCUCUAUUAGUAGCAAGCAGUGCGCUAAAAAGUGAUUAAAGUGCAAUAUUAUUGUUUUCCAAGUAAAGUAGGGAAUGCAUUCCUGCCGUGUUUUACUCUUGCUGUGACAAGUGUUUUGCUUCCCAUGAUGCAAAGGCCGGUGUGCGAUUCUUACCCUACCUUAUAGCUCGAUACAUAGCGGUGCAUCGUCGUAUUCUUUUAUGCUGAUCGUGUGCACUACUACUACUACUACUACUACUACUAUUGCUACUCUGCCCUACUAUACUGCCCGCUAUCAUCGUUCCAUCCACCAUCUGAUGCUGAAACCGGGUUGCCAUGGUUGCAUCCUACCGGCGUUGCUAGAUAUGUUCGUACGGUCGCUGUUGUGAAGACGUGCCUUUGCACGUUGCGUUGUGUUUGUGGAUCCUGCAGAAUAGGUACGAUGGCCCUCCGGCGACCACUACGUAGCGUCAUCGGACCGUCCAUCAUCGUCUGGCGGUUGCUACUGGUGACGGUUCUGCUCUGUGGAUUACCCCGACCGGUUACCGGUUACUUCGAUCUAUUUCUCAACCACACGGAAGUGAUCAAACUGAUGGGUAUCGAGGCCGAUCUUUUUUACGUUCGCGACGGUGCUAUCAAUGAUUAUGCCAUGAGCUUCGUAGUACCAAUGAAGCCAGGCAUUGAUUUUUUACGAUUUUCCUGGCAAAGUCGUACGGCAUACCCGCUUCCUUACACGAUAUCGGUCCACUACGAUGACAACGAAGGGGCGGUACAGCAUCCGGAGCUCGACAUUCCGACCAGCGGCAUUAUACCGCGCACGGUCGAAAGCUUCACCGUACAUCUGGUUUGCUGGGGGAAUGUCACCAAAGAGGUACCGGUCGGUAUUCAUCUGCACGUCGAGGGACCACCGAAGCAUAAUGACACCAAGUUGAUUAUUAAGCGGAACAAAAUUUGCAUCAAAGGUAUGCACCCGGCAAGGAAUCGUUUACCGGCUGCCGAAAUAGCACCACAGCAAGGACCAGCCUUACUGGGUGCGGCCGCCUGUGCACUGGGUCUUGUGCUGGUGGUGGGACUCAUUGCCAGUGCGAUGUACGUCCGGGCACGAAAACAAAUUCGGCAGGACUCGUUACACACCAGCUUCACCACUGCAGCAUACGGUAGCCAUCAGAAUGUUUUCAUCCGGUUGGAUCCCUUGGGACGCCCGCCUAGUGCUAACAGUGGUUCCUACGCAACGAUAGCGAGCCUCAACAAAUACCCCAUCAGCGAAUCGAAAAAGUCGUGGUUUCGCAGCACCCCUUCGCCAUCGCCGUACGCGACAGCUCUUCUGCCCUUAGGGCAAAAUGGAACCGCAACGGGGACGGAAUCGGUCUACGCCAAGCCAGAAUCGGUCUGUCCAUCCCGGGUGUCCUACUACGCUUCAUCCCAGCUAACUCAGGUCUACAGCCUAUCGACGCCAGCGCGAAGCAUCCACAGCAACAGCUCGAACCCGAAGGACAAGCUGCGCCGGAUUGCCGUGUCCCCGGGCACCAUCAUCUGCCAGCAACUCGUCCAGGAGGGCACGUACGGGCGUAUAUACAGCGGUAUCCUACAUCAUCCGCUGGGUGAAACGCGUGACGUGCUGAUCAAAACCGUGGUCGACGGCGCCUCGCUAAGCCAGGUGGCUUAUCUACUGUCGGAAGGAUCCACCCUGUGUGGCAUCUCUCACCCAAACAUUCUGUUCCCGGUGGCAGCGGUAACCGAGUUAUCGGGGCCACCAAAAGUCGCCUAUCCAUUGGCGGCCAAAGGAAACCUCAAACUAUACCUGCAAAGCUGCCGGGAGAUCGGUAUACAAAAUUCGCAGCUCAGCACCCGACAGCUGGUGGAGUUCGGUCUGCAAGUAGCCCGUGGCAUCUCGCACCUACAUUCGCUCGGCGUACUGCACAAAGACAUCGCGACCAGGAACUGUGUCCUAGACGUGGAGUUGAACGUUCGUGUUUGUGAUAAUGCCCUGUCGCGUGACGUCUUCCCGAGCGAUUACCACUGUCUAGGGGACAACGAGAACCGGCCCGUCAAGUGGAUGGCACUGGAAACGCUCGAGAAGAAAUUCUUCACCGCAUCCAGCGACAUCUGGAGCCUUGGGGUGCUGCUCUGGGAGCUGGCAACACUAGCCGCGAUGCCAUUCGAGGAGGUGGACUGUUUCGAAUUAUCGGCUUACCUACGGGAUGGCUAUCGGUUAGCACAACCGGUCAACUGUCCGGAUGAGUUCUAUACGGUAAUGUCCUGUUGCUGGCUCGCGGACUACAAGCAGCGUCCAUCGUUCCCCCAGCUAAUUGCCUAUUUGCACGAUUUUCAUGACGACCUCGGCAAGUACAUCUAGGGUGUGGCGACCCUUCACCGCCCAUACCGCCGAUAUGCUGCAUUUCACGGUUACUCCCAUCGGAACGUCUCAGGGUGCCUCGGAUCGAUCGAGAGGAGAACCAAACUAAAACCAAAAAGGGAGAGUCCCGACGUCCUUUCGUACGGCGUAUGGCGCUGAAGUUCGAACAAUUUCCGUUCGUCUGACAUGCAUGCGGAGACAUUCAGUCCCAACCAGGACGCUCGCAGUAUAAGUGUUUGUGUCCUUUUUUUCCCUACCAGCACCAUUUAGCGCACAAAAUCUGUGAAACGUGACAAAAUUGUAGCCGAUCGCAGCGCAACAUGUCGGUCGAUAGCAACUGGUUCUCCAAUGUCACCGAUCAAAAUGGAACGCAUCGGAAUGGAGCUGCAAUAUCGAAGGUGUAUGGUAACAGACGCAAAAAAGAGAGGACACCCAUCCGCAUAACCCAGUUGCAGUGUUUAAAAAAAUGUUCCUCUAUAGGGAGAGGAUGAAACAUUUUGCAGAAAAAAUAGGUAAUAAAACAAAAAACAUUUAAACCAAUAAAAAAAGACCAUUGAGAGUGAAAUGACGGUGUAUCGGUAUAUUGCACCAGCGAGCAACAACGUCCAACACACACACACACAAAAGUGUGCUUGAAUAGAUGUAUGUUUGAGUGUAGUUAUUGUACUCGAUUAACAAAAAUAAAUUUAGUGAACGUAACAGAACAAACAAACAAAACCACACGUCGUUAUACAUGUCGUUCACAAGAGGAAAAUAAAGAAGCGAAAAAAAAGGAAUAGCAAAGGUAUUGCAGAAAAAAAACAUAAAUCAAACAGAAGUAGUGGAAGUGAACCGAGGAAGCGAAUAAAACUACUAUCAAAAGAGAAUGAGUGAUAAAUCAAAAGCGAACAAAAACAAAGGUAGAAAAACGCAAUUCAAAAGCCAACAGAAAAUAAACGUUAAACGCAGCAUUAAAAUCAAAACUAAAACCAAAUAGCACACCAAGCGAACAAAAGUCACAAAAUGCGUAGAAAAGCAAAAACUAUUAUAAUGAAAAACACAUUUAAAAAAAGGGCAUCUAAAAAGUGAAGUGAAAACAAAAAAGUGAAAACAAACCACGAAGCGAAAAGCAAACGAAACCAACCAAAUUGAUUAAAUAUACACAUGUUUAUAUAUAUUUUGUUACGUACGAUUACAUUUUGUACAAGUGUAAAACAAAAAAAAAUGAAGUGAAAAAUUAACACACCGAAACAAACACACAAACACGAUACGUACAAGUCAGGAAAAUCAGGAAUGUAACAUUUGUAAGUGACGUCAGAAAACACGAAAAACUACACGCACAUAAAGUGGCCAACUGUAAACAUCAAACAAACGUACCGAAACAACACCACACCACAAUCUAGAACUAGAAACUUUUUCUACAAAACAAAAAGAAACACACACACACGCCGGAAACACGAGGAAAAAUACAACAAAAGUCUCACCCCGAACCAGGUGACAUAUGAGCUGACUUUGAGCUUUUCAUGCAAAAGGGGAACCACAUUUUCGCUUCGUAGCGUUGCCUACUUUGCUGGAGUUUUCUUUUGUUCCGGAACGCGCGUAUGUUUCCUUUUGGUUGCAUUUUUAAGUUGCAAUUUAUUUACAUCAAAGUAACCCAAGUGAUUUAGUUUUUUUUUCUCUUUUAUUUACUGUUCGUUUCGAUACAGUUCGUAACAUAACAAUACGUUUACUAGUGUUUCGAGUUAAAGUUUUAAGUACUACUAAGAACUCAGUUUUCUUCUUAUCUUUGCUUUUUUACUAUCACUAAUGAAACAUUAUCUUUAUACGUUUAUUUUUUUCACUUAUAUCGAAAGGCCGGGACAAGUUAGUUUAAUUAUUUCAUAAAUGUUAUACAAUUAUUUGUUGAAAAUAAGGGAAAAGCCGGAAAAAUAAAAAAAAAAAUUAAAUAUUUGUUGAUUUUAGUACAAUGUAUAAUUUUAAUAUUAUUGUGUUUUUAUUUGUAUAAUUUUCAAUAUCUGGUGCCACGCAUUCAUACUGUUAUCCAUUUCGAAAUUUGUCUUUUUUUGAUAACGUAGAUCGUUAUUUUUAUUCUCAAACAAUAAAAACAAAAAAGUGGCUGUAUAUAUGUAUAUGUUACGGACUGUAAAAGAAAAUUUGGUUGCUUCCUUCAACUUCGCUUCCCCAUCUCAAACAUGCUUUUGCUUCUUCGCUUUUCAUAAAAAGAAAAACCAAACUACAAUCUAUACCGCAAAUAAACCUUUCACAAUCGCUCACACAUUCACCCGCUUUACGAAGGAGGUUAAACAAGUUAAAAUGUUUAACACUUAUGUAAACUAUUCAAAAUGCCACACUGUGGCGCCAUUUUGUGCAGCUAAUCUGAAUAAUACAAAAGCAAAAGAAAACACACGCUCGUUCUCUUCCACGCUUCUCUUUUGUGUUUGUGAGGCUUCUACUGCUUCACCGAAUGUUUUCUUUCCUAUAACUAUUUCGAAAAUGAUACUAAAUUUAAGACAACAAAACAAAAACAAAAACAUCCACUAUUGGAAACAAACAGGGUAGUAGUUCUAUAGGCAAUUGACAACACAAAAUUAACUGUUUUCUGUUUACUAAGCUAAAAUGAAAUGUUGUAAAGUUUUUUUUGGUUUAAGAAAAAAAGUCCUUUAAAAAAACACUGUACUAAGCUUAACUAUUUCGCUGUGUAUUAAAACGAUUAAACAAAUCAUGAAUCUCAGAAACAACCAUUCCAAAAAUUCGCCCUUAAAACCUCCCCCAAAAACUACAUGUAAUGUUUAAGCAUGCUCUCUUACAAAUACUCUUUACAAUCUAAAGCCCUCUAAAGCGCUCUAAAGCCCCGUUUUUCUCUACACGAAAAUUGAACCAACAAGAAAACACCCAUUUUCUGAUGUUCUCUAGAUGUUACUAUUUAACACAACCACCACUACCGGGAAACGGAGAAAAAUGGACGGCAGGGGCAGAAAAAUAAAACAAAUUUUAUUUUUAUCUUUAAUUUUAAACUGGAUUUUUAAGGCACAUACACAAUUGUAAUAUAGAAAAGUUGAUAUGUGUUGGUGUGAAGGCGUGCUUGUUUGUUGUGUGUGUCCUUAAACCGGUAAAAUCAAACCGAAUUUAAGCCACAUUCCUGUUUGGGGUUGUUUGUUUACCAACUUGGAAUUUGGUUCUAUUCUUCUCUUCGUUAUGUUUCCUUUCUUUACCUUUCUGUAUCUCAAAAAUGGGUAAAAUUAUUAGAAAAUUUUAAUUAAAUCUAGGAACCAUUAAGUUUUUCAUAUCACAUUUAAUUUACUUUUCCAUUUCCUUCCUUUUUCUAAGUUUUUUAAAACUUUUUCAAAUGUGUUUUAUUUUUUUUCUUUUAUGCUUAAGUGUAAUGUGUUUAUUUCUUUAGAAUUUUAAACUCUAAACUUCAUUUUUCCUGUCUGUAUUUAACUUACUAACAUUCGUUACCCACUAGUAGCAAAGAAAACUAUUUAAACCACUCAUCGCACGUUAAUGUAGCCUAAAGCCAAAACUAAUCCUCUUGCAGAAACCGUACCGUAGUGUGUCUAAAACAAAAUACUUUUUCUUCUUGCAUGUCUUAGGCACACAAUUGCACGCGAAGAACAACGCCAACAAUGUAUCCCUUUCGCACAAACCUUACUCCUUGCAGCAAAUAAAAAGUGCAUUAAGUUAAUAAAAACCCCUCCGAAGGGUUUGAUAAUGCACAACACACUGUUAACGCAAUACACUGCCAAACCAUGGGGAAAUAAUAUCAUUGUAUUUGAAAAAAAACACAACAAACUAACAAACAAUGGAAAAUUCGGAACAAGUUUCACACUUAAAAAUCGAUGUUUGUCGUGUCCCAAUCGUGUCGCCAAUCUCCUCUCAUGUCGAUUUGCUCGUAACUGCUAAGGUAGGAAGCUACAAUUUACUUAGGAUCUAACUGUUGUUUCAUCUACAUCCAUUAGAAGAAAAAGAAAACCACACACACACACACACGCAUCACACUACACAUACAAAAAAAAAACCGUAAAAUUCCACCACACACUUGCACAGAUUCGUAACGGAUGGAAACAAUACGCGGCUUCAAUUUGUUAAGAUUACACGCCAGGACACGGAAAGUUACCACAAGAUAGGUGAAACGUUUAAUGAUGCGAUACCAGAAUACUGUAAACUAAAGCUGUGUGAAACAAGCAGAUUUCUCACUGGUGUGUGUUCGGGGAAUCCAACCGAAUCACCACAACCGUACCAUGAAAUGUGACGAAUAAAGAGAAAAAUAUAUGUCAACUUUAAUUGUUGAUUCAAACAUA